Messenger RNA from Guillardia theta CCMP2712, 270 nucleotides. RefSeq lists its product as hypothetical. The record is from RefSeq and is a predicted model, not a curated record. The transcript has 4 exons. The coding region runs from base 1 to 270 and encodes 89 amino acids. Lineage: Eukaryota; Cryptophyceae; Pyrenomonadales; Geminigeraceae.
AUGAGCGCCUACGGAGGAGCCGCAGCGCUGGUGGUGAACAAGCAGGAGACGGACAGGGAGAGGAGAAUCCGACUUAGAAAGCAGGAGUUUGCAGCCAAGAAUUACUCGGAGAAGAGCCUUAUCCCAGCGGAACAGCCUGGGACAGGAUCAGGGUCUCAACUUCCAGCGCUGUCGCAUGGGAGCAGGAGGGUUCCUUCAGCUGGCAGCGAGAGUUCGAGGACCCGCGAUGAAGUCUACGAGCAGAAGCGAAAGCGAUUCUUAGAGCUGUGA